AUGAUACAAACAAUCUUCAAUCCGAAACAGCCGAAAGACAUCUCUCUACAACUUGUCCACAUGGCCAUGGAUCGACUGCAAACAUCAAAUCUAGAAUAUGAAGAGAGCCGUACAGCAGACCUGACGCACAGAUCAUGGCGGACCUCAUCAGAGAAACAACUGAGAGAACUAGGGCAUCAAGUCGGAAAAAAGGACGAAAAAAUCUCACAAGCUCCAACUGACGUUGCGCACAGCCGGUGCUGGAUCACAGCCGGAGGGGCGUUAGUGAUCAUCGCAAUAGCCGCGACCUUGAUUUGGAUACAAUGCCCAAUUCGGGCAUGCAAAAGACAUCCAGAAAAGCCACAGUCUGUUGAAAUUAAUUUGUGA
Molecule: messenger RNA, 366 nt
Organism: Anisakis simplex (herring worm)
Lineage: Eukaryota; Metazoa; Nematoda; Chromadorea; Rhabditida; Anisakidae
Source: the annotation of a GenBank genome assembly